AUGACUGCUGGAAAAGGUGCCCAGCACAGGACACUGGAUGCAGAAAAGGAUGUUUCUGCAGAAAUGGCUACGUGCGACAUACAUCAGGGAGAUGUAUCUCCAUCGCUUCGUGUGCUAAAAGAAUUAAUUGUCCUCGGUAUGAAGAGUGGAAAGAGUGCGGCACUGCGCCGAUAUCUUCGCAAUCCAUUGACAGAUCUCUGCGUACGCUCUCAUCAAUGCCCAAUAGGGGUGCCUCAGUGUUCAUAUGGGGAAGAAUAUCUAUCGUGCGGUUAUGCUAGUAAUGAACAGUGUCACGUUAAUGCUGGUGCUUUGCAGAAGGAAAAGUGUACACCCGGUUGCUAUUGUGUAAGUGGAAAAGCUCGAAUCAAUGGUCAUUGUGUUCCAAAUCAUCAGUGUCCUAGAGUGUGUCCAGCCAACGAAGAAUACAGUGUUUGUGGCAACUCGUGUCGCGAAUCUUGUGGGACAAGUAAAGACGAUUGUGGAAAAACUUGCGAAACUGGAUGCUUUUGCAUUGCUGGAUACAAUAGAGUUGGUGGUGUUUGCGUACCAAAGUCAAACUGUCCUCCACCCAAAUGUCCUGGUCCGCAUGAAGUUUUCACAAUCUGUGGAACACAUUGUCUCGAAGACUGUUCAAAGAGUGAAAAGGAUUGUUCACACACCAGUUGUAAAUCCGGCUGUUUCUGUGAGAAAAACUAUAAAAGAAUAGACGGCAUUUGUGUUUCGAAAGACAAAUGUGAACCAGAGGAGCAAGAGUGCGAAGGAAAAAAUCAGGCUUACAACUCAUGUGGAAAAUCUUGCCUCGAUGAAUGUGGAAAAACUAGAAAGGAUUGUCUCUAUGAAAAGUGCUAUUCAGGCUGCUUCUGUUUGACAGGAUACAAAAGGAUAAACGGAGUUUGUGUUCCCGAAGAAAAAUGUGAACCUGAGGAGCAAGAGUGCGAAGGAAAAAAUCAGGUCUACAAUUCAUGUGGAAAAUCUUGCCUCGAUGAAUGUGGAAAAACUAGAAAGGAUUGUCUCUAUGAAAAGUGCUAUUCAGGUUGUUUCUGCUUGACAGGAUACAAAAGGAUAAACGGAGUUUGUGUUCCCGAAGAAAAAUGUGAACCAGAGGAGCAAGAGUGCGAAGGAAAAAAUCAGGUUUACAAUUCAUGUGGAAAAUCUUGCCUCGAUGAAUGUGGAAAAACUAGAAAGGAUUGUCUCUAUGAAAAGUGCUAUUCAGGCUGCUUCUGCUUGACAGGACACAAAAGGAUAAACGGAGUUUGUGUUCCCGAAGAAAAAUGUGAACCUGAGGAGCAAGAGUGCCAGGGAAAAAAUCAAUUCUAUAGUUCGUGUGGAAAAUCUUGUCUUGAUGAGUGUGAAAGCAAAUGCAAUCAGCCAGAGUGUUCCGGUCCCAAUGAAGCCUACUUAAAGUGUGGAAACCAUUGCGAAGAAGAAUGCAAAACGAUAAAAGGGUUUUGCAAGCUAGAAACAUGCUCACCUGGAUGCUACUGUAAACCCGGAUACAAGCGUGUCAAUGGAAUUUGUGUUCUGGAAUCUUUAUGCAAUUGUCCACCAAAUGAAAUUUUCGAACUGAGCAGUGAAUGUAGUGAAAAGUGCUUCCAUACAGACCAUAAGUGUUUAGGGGCCCAAAAAUAUCAUCGAUGCACUUGUAAAGAUGGCUUCAGACGUAUAAAUGGAGUGUGUUUACCAGAUGAUAAAUGUCAGUGUCCGACGAAUGAAGAAUACGUUUUCGGUAAUCAUUGCCAGGAGAAUUGUGAAAGUGGACCUCAAGACUGCAAAAAUGAGAAGUAUUUAAAGGCAUGUUUCUGCAAGUAUGGCUACCGCAGAAUUAACGGCAUUUGCGUAGAAGAUACUCAAUGUCCUUGUGGGAAAAAUGAGGAAUACAUGUUCGGAAAUGACUGCUACGACACGUGUUUGACGGAUCCAGAAACCUGUCGAUUGGAUGACACUUACAAGAGAUGUUCAUGUCUCGAUGGGUUCAAGAGAAUACAUGGCAUUUGCUUACCAGACACUAAAUGUAAAUGUCCUGUAAACGAGGAAGUAGCCUACACGAAUGAUUGCUAUGAACAGUGUGAACACGAUCCGGAAGUAUGCGCCGAAUUGGAAACAAUACGAAGAUGUGCAUGCAUAGAAGGUUACGUCAGAAUAAGCGGAGUUUGUGUUCCGGAGAGUAAUUGUCCAUGUGCAGAAAAUGAAGAGUAUGCUGUUGGUAGUUUAUGUGAAGAAGACUGUAGUUCCACUCCGGAUAGUUUCAAUGCCGUUGUCAACCCGGAUUUGUACGAAUUCUUGGAGUUUGUGUCCCUGAUAAAGUGUGUCCAUGUGGGAAAAAUGAAGAAUAUUUGUUUUCCAGUGAGUGUGUCGAAAAUUGUGGUGAAAAUUGGGACACCUGCAGUAAUAAGUUUGAAUGGAAGCGAUGUACAUGUAAGAAGCAGUUUAAGAGAAUUGAUGGAAAUUGUGUGA
Molecule: messenger RNA, 2454 nt
Organism: Phlebotomus argentipes
Lineage: Eukaryota; Metazoa; Arthropoda; Insecta; Diptera; Psychodidae
Product: zonadhesin-like
Exons: 5
Coding region: 1-2454 (817 amino acids)
Source: RefSeq, a predicted model, not a curated record